Molecule: messenger RNA, 1102 nt
Organism: Aspergillus ruber CBS 135680
Lineage: Eukaryota; Fungi; Ascomycota; Eurotiomycetes; Eurotiales; Aspergillaceae
Product: Zn(II)2Cys6 transcription factor domain-containing protein
Exons: 4
Coding region: 121-933 (270 amino acids)
Biological process (GO): regulation of DNA-templated transcription
Molecular function (GO): DNA-binding transcription factor activity, RNA polymerase II-specific; zinc ion binding
Source: RefSeq, a predicted model, not a curated record
AUGGUGCCAGUAAAACCUUUUCGGUUAAACCUUCAGCCGACGCGCCGCUUUUGGCACCACCGUCGACUCGACCUUAUAAUGGCUGCUUUUCUCUACAGGACACUUCGGUAAACUUUAGAUAUGCUGGAAAUAAGUAUGGCCCAAUCAAAUGCGAAAAAGCCAUCUCGCAUCACGAUUGCCUGCAACGCCUGUCGUUCGCGGAAGCAAAAGUGCAGCGGAGAAAAGCCAGUUUGCACGCAAUGUCUCGAACAUAAUCGCCCUUGCGCUUGGCCAGAGCAACUUAAACGAGGCCCCGCAAAAGGUUACAUUGAAGUAUUGGAAAACCGUUUACAUGAAACCGAGACUGUGCUGUUGAAAGUGUUGUCGCAAUUUCCGGAUGCUCAAUUGGCAUCGGCGCUGUCCAGAGAUCAAUUUAGCAGCGCAAACGGCUAUGCGCCUUUCUCGAGGUUGGGGAAAAAGGGAACCGAAUAUUGGAAGAAGUUUCCGUUGGAAACCGCUGAAAAUGUUCGGGAAUGGCAGCAUGAUUGCUCUAGGGAGAUGUAUGGUUCAACUGAUGAGCGUGAUAAAGUCCAGUUUGAACCUUCAACAAUCACUGAGAUAAGUACAAAUGCGUCACAGUACGAACCAAACCAGAGCGAUUCUGGUGCUCAUGGUCAUUACGACGAUUCACUAGAAUUCGAGUCCAGAAUAGCUCCACCCGAGGCAUCUCACACUGUGCAUAUGACUGCAUCUCCACCCCUACGUCUGCAAGAAAAUGCAAGCACGGGCCAGUCUAGGAAACGUCAAAGAAGUGCAGGAACAUCAUUGAAUGAAUCCUGCAUACUGAAUUCCCCGAGUCAACCACUCCCGGUAGAAGCUCAUCAUACAUCACAAGAACCCAGUUUAUGGACCGGAGCUCCGCCAAUCAAAUUCCAGAAACAAUUUUUGUGGUGAUGACAGCUCCACGGCUUCGUCUGUUCCUAAUUAAGAUACAUUGCAUUGCGGUACACGUCAACUUUUCAUGCGGGAAUUAUUAGCCGAGAUGGUGCACGUCCAGCGUUUUCUCUAUAUUUUAGUGCUUCGCAAGCCUCAAGUCAUUCGCCAAUUAGGAACAAAUGUCAUC